CCUGUUUCUAUUCUGAGCCGUUCUGAGCUUACUUCUCAAUCCUCACAGAAGAAGCAAGAAACAAACUAGCCAUGAUCAUCAGGGCAACGAGCCAAAUUUUACGUCGAAUUGUCCCUCUCCUAUUUCUAGCGGGGACUGCCUUCUCCCUGUCCCUCCCUCCCUCUCUCUCCUUCCUCUCUUCUCCAUUUUCCAGUCAAACUGAGCUCUGGGCCUAUGCCCUCUCCUCCACCCUCCUGGUCAGUGCUGCCCCGUUCUUCAUACUCUUCUUCAUUCCUAUCAACAGUGCCUCCGAACACUCUGACUUCCUCAAAGUCCUCCUUAGUUUUGCCUCAGGGGGUCUUCUAGGCGACGCUUUUCUGCAUCUCAUACCUCACGCCGUCGGGUCACAUCACCACGGAGACCAUCACCAUGACGAACAUCACCACGACGACCAUCACCAUGAAGACCAUCAUCACGAUGAGCACCAUCAUCAUCACGGCGACCAUCACCACGGGGGGCACGACCAUACGCAGGACAUGAUGGUCGGGUUGUGGGUACUGGCCGGUAUCAUUGCUUUCCUGAUUGUGGAGAAGUUUGUGAGGACGAUUAAAGGAGGGGGACACAAACACGUCCAUUUUAAUAGCGAGGUUGAGGAGAGACGCUAUAGGGAAGGGGCUGGGCGGAGUCAAGUCAUAGAGACUAAAAAUGGUCCACUUUCUGACGAGGGGAACAAGGAAGGACUGAGACAAAGAGGAGGAGGAGGGAUAAUGGCAAAGAAAGAGAAAGAGGAAAAGAAGAGAAAAG
Messenger RNA from Amphimedon queenslandica, 783 nucleotides. RefSeq names its product protein catecholamines up-like. Gene Ontology annotation, biological process: zinc ion transmembrane transport; intracellular zinc ion homeostasis. Lineage: Eukaryota; Metazoa; Porifera; Demospongiae; Haplosclerida; Niphatidae. Gene Ontology annotation, molecular function: zinc ion transmembrane transporter activity. The annotation marks the transcript as partial. Gene Ontology annotation, cellular component: membrane. The record is from RefSeq and is a predicted model, not a curated record. The transcript has a single exon.